Molecule: messenger RNA, 294 nt
Organism: Ochotona princeps (American pika)
Lineage: Eukaryota; Metazoa; Chordata; Mammalia; Lagomorpha; Ochotonidae
Product: RING-box protein 2
Biological process (GO): ubiquitin-dependent protein catabolic process; protein ubiquitination
Cellular component (GO): Cul5-RING ubiquitin ligase complex; nucleus
Molecular function (GO): ubiquitin protein ligase activity; cullin family protein binding
Source: RefSeq, a predicted model, not a curated record
AUGGCUGAUGUGAAAGAUGGAAAGGAGACCAGCGCUGUCCUGACCUCCCACUCGGGAGCACAGGCUCCAUGCCAGGGGCUUGGAAUGUUCUCUCUCCGGAAGUGGCGCACAGUGGCCAUGUGGGUCGGGAACGUGGAGUGCGAUAUGUGUGCUCUCUGCAGGGUACAGGUGGCAGUGGUCUGGGGAGGAGACCAUCAUUCCUUUCACAACUGCUGCAGGUCCCUGUGGGUAAAGCAGAACAACUGCUGCCCUCUGCGCCAGCCAGACUGGGUGGCCCAGAGAAUUGGCAAGUGA